Manduca sexta (tobacco hornworm) is the source of this 3687-nucleotide messenger RNA. RefSeq names its product ankyrin repeat domain-containing protein 27 (gene Varp). Gene Ontology annotation, cellular component: plasma membrane; transport vesicle; neuron projection. Lineage: Eukaryota; Metazoa; Arthropoda; Insecta; Lepidoptera; Sphingidae. The transcript has 2 exons. Gene Ontology annotation, biological process: neuron projection morphogenesis; early endosome to late endosome transport. Gene Ontology annotation, molecular function: guanyl-nucleotide exchange factor activity; SNARE binding. The coding region runs from base 104 to 2872 and encodes 922 amino acids. The record is from RefSeq and is a predicted model, not a curated record.
GUUGAAAACAAAGUGACAGUGACAAUUGACAGAAGUGUCAGUGCGCCGCAGCUGUCAGUUGUGUGAACUUGUAUUUGUGUGAGGUUUUAUUACUAAAAAUUUAAUGGAGAUGGAUGGGAGUUACGACGAGAUAAUAUCCGACAAUCCAUUUUUUGUCGAAUUAAAAAACGAAUAUGCUAAUAUAUUUCAACACUGCAUAUCACAGUCUUGGGUUAUAUGUGUGCCGCGUAUCGGAAGCUUGACCAGUCGAGUUUUCACUGUCGAGGACUUCUGCGCCCACAUAUUAGUCCCGAGCGACGAACUACCGGAGACCCACUACAGCACGCUCACUGAGAAACAAGUGACAGUCACAAACAAGGUCAUCACACUUGAAGUGUCCAAGGGACUGCCUCUGCAAAGCCACAUCCUGUUUGAGGAGACAUUUUACACAGAAGACUUCAUUAAAUACAAAGUGUGGUGCAUAGAAACACAACUGGAACCCACAACUGCGGGGGGUGAGAACACUGUCUCUAAAGAGUAUUUGACAAGUAUCAAUGACUGCAUAGAUCUGCUGUGGACUCAGGCGGCUGGUCGCCAAGUCCUUGAUCAGAUUGAACAAAGUGUCCAGGCGUUCAUAAAGAAACAUACAACAUUGCCGAUAGCUAUAGGGUCACUUAGGGACACUGUCAGUGAGUUAUAUACACAGUGUCUGCAAUUUGCACUACAAAACAGAAGAUUAAGGGACAAAUCCAAGUCAUGCAAACAAGUUUUGGAAAACAUAAAAUUGGCAGUAGAAAGUUACAUGCAAUAUCUACUGUUUGAUGCUAUAUUUAAACCGAUAUGCACUUCAUGUGCCUACGAAGACUCUCAUCUAAACAAGAAGAUAAGAAACAUGUGCGACAUUCAGUUGAGAGACCUUGACAUUAAAAGAGAAUUGUAUCAUGCAGUGCCAAAAGCAAAACAAAUACUUUCAAAAAUUGAUUCUUAUAACACUGUUUUGGAGAAGAUUAUAUGUUUGAAAAGAGCUUUAAAUGCAAUCAAUAAAACAGAUGAGAGUAAUAACAUUGUCUUACUGACAGCCGAUGAUUUGUUGCCGGUCUUUGUGUUUCUUGUAAUAAAGUCUGGUUUACCUAACUGGUACAGUCAGCUCACUUAUAUGAGAGAGUUUCGCUUCAGUAGUAUUGGUAAAGGUGAUGGUGAUGAAUGUGCCUUCCUCAUCACUACCCUGGAAGCUGUGAUAGAGCAUAUACAGUCUGGUGCAUUGGCUGGCCCACCCGACCCAGAGUCAUAUUACUAUGAUAGCAAUCUUACAGAGGAAAAAUUAGGCCAGAUCCAAAGAAAAAGCAGCCUUACCGAAUCUAUAUCUACUACUGACACAAAUGGCAAAGAAGAAACAUUGGAAUACAUAUUUGAGCUCAUAAAAGCAAAUCAUGGUGAACAAGUGCAAGCUAUAUUACAAAAGAAUGAGAAACAUAUUAAAAAUCUUCAACAGAAUGAGAACAGUGCGCUCAGCAUCACUCUUGACAAUGACCUGUCAAAUGAUGAGGAUGAUGAUGAUGAUGAAGGUGAAAUGGAGAUUUAUCACAAACUCUGUCAUCCACUGUGCAAUUGCAAGAAAUGUAAAUGCAAGAUAUCAAGGAACCUCUUAAAGAUAUCCCCUACUGUUGGGUCUAGGGACAGUCAUGGCCUGACGGCACUUCAUGUGGCAUGCAUCCACGGGAAGGCGUCCAUCGUAGAAGCACUCCUUGACAUGGGUGCCGACAUUAAUGCCACAGACCUCAACGAAUGCACGGCUUUACAUUAUGCGUCAUCUAGAGGACAUCAAAACGCACUGUUGCUGUUAUUGCACUCGGGCGCUAAUAUCAAUCAGACAAACAUUGAUAAGAACACACCACUCCACAUGGCUGUCAACAAUGGACACUUGAACUGCGUAAAAGCACUUAUAUAUUUUGCGGAACAUAGUAGGAAAAAGAUGAACAUUAACGCCGUGAACGAGAGUGGAAACACACCCUUACAUCUCGCUUCUAAGUGGGGGUAUGAAGGGAUAGCGAGAUUGUUAAUAGAAAAUGGCGCCGAACCAUCAUUACAAAACCGUCACAAUAAAACCGCCUUUGAUUAUGCUCACAACUUGAAGAUAUUACAAGUUCUAAAGUCGUGUACUCCGAGCUUGUAUGAAUACAUACACAUCACAAGCACGGACGUAAAAGCUUUGAAUUGCAAAUCGGACGAUUCUCUGGUGUCGAGAUUGCAGAAAUUUACAUUGAGGAAAACUGAACCGAACAGUGCAACCAAAACGGUCGAGAACUUGAAAUUAAUUGAUCGAAUUUUGAAGGCCAUCUCGUACGGCGACGUCAAACUGGCUUGUUUUUAUAUGGGUAUUAACUACUCCGCAUAUAAAAACGUUGAAAAAUUACCAAACAACACGCUCUGCCAUCCGCUUUGCGGUUGUCCGGACUGUAAGAGGAAAUCUGCAUCGAGUACGGACUUUGACGUCAAUUUCUGCGAUUCUAACGGGUUCACUGCCCUUCAUUACGCAGCGCGUUAUGGUUUAGACGAGCUAUGUAGUAUCCUCAUACUCAACAGAGCUAACGUAAACUGUUAUAAUAGGAAGUUUCAGACUCCAUUGCAUUUAGCAGCUCUUAACAAUAAGACUGUUGUUAUACGUGUACUUUUAGACAACGGUGCCAAUAUUAACGCUAUAGAUAUAACUGGAAACACUGCCUUGCACGACGCCAGCGAUAUGGGGAACAUAGGGGCCAUAAAAAUGUUGCUCACUUACAACCCAAACUUAUCUAUACUGAAUGGCGCUGAGAAAUCAGCGUUAGUUUUGGCUAAAGAAAAAGUUCACUUAACUAUCAUAGAUCUUAUAGAUAAAUACGCCAAUAGGACAUGAACUACUUUUUUAUAAUGUAGCUGUUGUAGUCGCGAUAUUAAAUUACGUUUUAGAAUCAAUCUGAAUUGAUACACAAAGUUGGAGCUAUUUUUAGCGGCCGCAGUGUUCCCUUUAUGUCGGUUACUGGCACUCGGCGUUUGUGUAGAAUAUAUGUUUGUAUAUCAAACCGCAGUUCUAAGAGCAAAAUCUACAGAUAACUUCGAUGUAGUCCAAGUCAAAUUAACAUAAAAAUAGUUCAAUAUUGUUUUUGUUAUUAAGGCGUGUUUUAUUUAAUCAUCACUGGGAACACAUCAUAAAUAUUUUUUUACUUAGCUUUAGAAUAGUCAAUUUAGCCUAAAUUGAAUUAGAAAGUAACAUAAAUUGUAAUAAGGUAAAAACCAAUCUGAAUACAAUUCAAUAAUUAAAUGGCAUCUGAUUGACAAAAAUCAUUAACUGUGAUUCAUUAUCCUAAGAGAAUGCAACACUUUAUUAACAAUAUCAUUAGUAAGUAGACGCCAUUAGUAUUUAAUAGCUUUAACCAACCAACUUAGUUCGUAAGACUUAAUUAUGUUACAGGGUUUAUUUUUUGUUCACUGCCAGUAAUUGCACAUUCCAUUGUUUUAGUGUUUUUAAAACAUUGUAUGUACUCGUAAAUUAUUGUUUAUUUCCUGUUGCCAUACUUUUCUUGUUUACAUUGUACUCAUCUGUCGUGCCAUACAAAAUACGUUAUGCAUAAUACAUAAGACUGAUUACUUCUAUAUUUUUGUUACUGUCUUGUAUCACUCGAAUCAACUGACCUUUAUGUUUUGAUAUUCAUUAAAUAUUUUUAUUAGUAA